AUUCUUCAAUCUCAUAUUCCAAUGUCAGAUCUCCAAAGGAACACCAAUAACGGCCACCAGCCCAGCCGCCUGCAGCGCCGGGCCCCUUCCUCCCUCACCAUAAACCGCGCCGUCCAAUGGAACGUCGCCAUCCCCCUCCUCUCGCCUCUCGCCUCCUCGCCGCCGCCGAUAGAGCUCAAGCCUCCGCAGGACCCGCCGCAGCGCGAGCCCGAGAAGGUCACGGCGUCGUUUAAAAACUGGCAGCACCCCGCCGCCCCCUUCUGCUACGAGCCGCCUCCCAUGGUGCCGCCCUUUGUGCCCGUAUAGCCACCCUAUAAUAGAUACUAAACCAAGACACUUCAUACUCAUAGGAUGCAAUCUAAUUAGACACAAUCAAGAUCUAACGCCGCUCUAUGUUCUCGGGGAAAGCCUUUGCCUCAUUUUUGCAUACUGGGGUCAUCACUCAUCAUCAACAUGCACCCCUCUAUGUUUCUUUUUUUCUUUUUUCUACCUUUUCCCCUCUUUUACUUUAGGGCUUAAAUUAAAUUGCCUCAUAGGAACACGUAUCUUUAUCUUUUCUUCUUCAUCCUCGGUUUUUGCACAAUCUGUUUCUCUUCAUUGGAUUGUAAAAUAAUUUCAACAGGGAAAUAAAAUUAUAUACUACCGUUAUUUUUUACUCACAA
Messenger RNA from Cajanus cajan (pigeon pea), 662 nucleotides. The record is from RefSeq and is a predicted model, not a curated record. Lineage: Eukaryota; Viridiplantae; Streptophyta; Magnoliopsida; Fabales; Fabaceae.